This is a messenger RNA of Eimeria acervulina, 1167 nucleotides long. RefSeq lists its product as hypothetical. Gene Ontology annotation, molecular function: structural constituent of ribosome. The record is from RefSeq and is a predicted model, not a curated record. The transcript has 5 exons. The coding region runs from base 1 to 1167 and encodes 388 amino acids. Gene Ontology annotation, cellular component: mitochondrial large ribosomal subunit. NCBI's taxonomy places the organism in Eukaryota, Apicomplexa, Conoidasida, Eucoccidiorida, Eimeriidae.
AUGAUGGGCGUAACUGUGGACCCUGUGGAGGGCCCAACCUACUUGCAUGCGCAACUGUGCCGCACAAGAGCACUGAGUGGUGCGGAGAUUGACGAGCACCUCAUAUUGUUAGAAGCAGCAGUAGGAGGAGCAGCACAUGCAACGGCAGUGAAAACAGCAACAAUGACAUCAGUAGCAGCAGUGCGGGCGUGUUGUACAUCUCCACUUUCCCGCUUCUGCUGCGGCGGCCAUUUUUUCCACACAGCAGCAGCAACAGCAGCAGCAGGAGCACCAGCAAGAAUUGCAAACCCUCCACCAGAGCACCAGGUUCCCUCGGCAGCUCAAAUACGCUUGCUGCGCGCAGGCACUUUGUUAUUAAACGAUCCUCCUCCUGAGUAUGAAGUCUCUGUUCAUCGGGGCUUAAAGGUGCAGGCGUCGUUGCUGCUGCAGCGGCUGCCACUGGUGUAUAGAGAACCGCCUUAUGAGCAGCGGUUCCGGCUGUUCAAAGAGGAAUGGGAGAGGAAAACCAACAACAGCACAAUUCUCAAUGACGAAAUAACGUACAUGCAGAUGCCAGGACACUUCCUGGAAACGCAACAGCAGCAGGAGCAACGGGAGAAGCAACAGCAAAAGACUGGCGACGCGGAACUGUCUGAGCUGGACAUGCUGCUGCAGCAGGAAGGAUUGAUGAUAGACAGGCACAAGAUGGGGAAACAGAGACGGAAGCAGCAGGAGGACGCUGCGGGGUCAGCUCGCGCCUCGGCAAUAGCUGCAGCAACGGCUGAAAGGGAAGACCGGUCUCUGUCGCAGCACCCGGAAAGAGUGCUGCUGCUGCUUGUUAAGUAUGGCAACGGGUGGCAGCUACCGGUGGAAGACAGGCGGCACGGACAGACGAUGCGCCAGACAUUGGCGCGUCUGUGCAUGAAGCAGCUGGGUUUGCGCGAGGCUCCUUUCUUGGUUGGCUUUACCCCUGCGGCAAUGCGGAAGAUACGAAGCAAGCCUAGUGCGGUCGUUCAGGGCCGAAAAGUUUUCUACUACCGCGCCUACCAUGUCCCUGAACAGCCGCAGGUGUGUCCACCGGCGGAUAGUCCUGUGAGGGAUUGGGCAUGGGUGUCGGCAGAAGAGGCAAAGAGACGAAUGGCCACCAAUGGCUUUCUCGCUAUUCGGGAUGCCCUGCUUCUUGGUUGA